Lycium ferocissimum is the source of this 2302-nucleotide messenger RNA. RefSeq names its product acid beta-fructofuranosidase AIV-18. Lineage: Eukaryota; Viridiplantae; Streptophyta; Magnoliopsida; Solanales; Solanaceae. The record is from RefSeq and is a predicted model, not a curated record. Gene Ontology annotation, molecular function: beta-fructofuranosidase activity. Gene Ontology annotation, biological process: carbohydrate metabolic process. Bases 106 to 2025 code for a protein of 639 amino acids. The transcript has 8 exons.
UUACAACCCUUUUUCACUUGGCCCAACUCAAGCCAUUUUCUCUGCUCAUCUAUAUAUAGAGCCGUAAGACUAGUAGCUUUCCCUCAUUCCUCAAUCUUCCUUAUUAUGGCUACCCACCAUUCCAGCUAUGACCCGGAAAACUCCCCGAACCAUUACACAUUCCUCCCGGGUCAACCCGAAUCCACCGGGUCAACCCGCCGGAAGUCACUUAAAGUUGUCUCCAUCAUUUUGCUCUCUUCUUUGUUGUUGUUAUCUUUAUUAACAGCCUUUGUGAUGGUAAACAAGCAGUCACCGGAGUUGCAAAAUAACUCACCGGAGACUUUGAUACCGUCAAGAGGUGUUUCUCAGGGAGUCUCUGAGAAGACUUUCAGGGAUGUUAGCACUACUCUUUCGUACGCGUGGUCAAAUGCUAUGCUUACCUGGCAAAGGACUGCUUACCAUUUUCAACCUCAACAAAAUUGGAUGAACGAUCCUAAUGGUCCAUUAUACCACAAGGGAUGGUACCAUAUUUUUUAUCAAUACAAUCCAGAUUCAGCUAUUUGGGGAAAUAUCACAUGGGGCCAUGCAGUAUCCACGGACUUGAUCCACUGGCUCUACUUGCCUUUCGCCAUGGUUCCUGAUCAAUGGUACGAUAUCAACGGUGUCUGGACUGGGUCCGCUACCAUCCUACCCGACGGUCAGAUCAUGAUGCUCUACACUGGUGACACCGAUGAUUAUGUACAGGUGCAAAAUCUUGCGUACCCUGCCAACUUAUCGGAUCCUCUCCUCCUUGACUGGGUCAAGUACCGUGGCAACCCGGUCAUGGUUCCCCCACCCGGCAUUGGUAUUAAGGACUUUAGAGACCCGACGACUGCGUGGACUGGGCCUCAAAAUGGGCAAUGGCUGCUAACCAUUGGGUCCAAGAUGGGUAAAACGGGUAUUGCGCUUGUUUAUGACACUUCCAACUUCACAAGCUUUAACUUAUUGCAUGGAGUUUUGCAUGCGGUUCCGGGUACGGGUAUGUGGGAGUGUGUGGACUUUUACCCGGUAUCCACCUUAGACUCAAACGGGUUGGACACAUCAUAUAACGGGCCAGGUAUAAAGCAUGUGCUAAAAGCAAGUUUAGACGACAAUAAGCAAGAUCACUAUGCUAUUGGGACGUAUGACCUGGUAAAGAACAAAUGGACACCUGAUAACCCGGAGUUGGAUUGUGGUAUUGGGUUGAGGCUGGACUAUGGGAAAUAUUAUGCAUCAAAAACAUUUUAUGACCCAAAGAAGCAAAGAAGAGUACUGUGGGGAUGGGUUGGUGAAACAGACAGCGAAUCUGCUGACCUGCAGAAGGGAUGGUCAUCUCUACAGAGUAUUCCAAGGACAGUGCUUUAUGACAAGAAGACAGGGACAAAUCUACUUCAGUGGCCAAUUGAAGAAAUUGAAAGCUUAAGAGCAGGUGAUCCAAUAGUAAAGCAGCUCAAUCUUCAACCAGGCUCAAUUGAGCUACUCCAUGUUAACUCAGCCGCACAGUUGGAUAUAGAAGCCUCAUUUGAAGUGGACAAAGUCGCACUUGAGGGAACAAUUGAAGCAAAUGCAGGUUACAACUGCGGUUCUAGUGGAGGUGCUGCUAGCAGAGGCAUAUUGGGACCAUUUGGUGUCGUUGUAAUUGCUGAUCAAACGUUGUCUGAGCUAACUCCAGUUUACUUCUACAUUUCUAAAGGAGCUGAUGGCCGAGCAAAGACUCACUUCUGUGCUGACCAAACUAGAUCCUCAGAGGCUCCUGGAGUUGCUAAACAAGUUUAUGGCAGUUCAGUACCAGUGUUGGAUGGUGAAAAACAUUCAAUGAGAUUAUUGGUGGACCACUCAAUUGUGGAGAGUUUUGGUCAAGGAGGAAGAACAGUCAUAACAUCGCGAAUUUACCCAGCAAAGGCAAUCAAUGGAGCAGCACGACUCUUCGUUUUCAACAAUGCCACAGGGACUAGUGUGACUGCCUCCCUGAAGAUUUGGUCACUUAAAUCAGCUGAUAUUCAAUCCUUUCCCUUGGAAAAUUUGUAAUUUAUUGAACCAUAUCUUCUUCAUUCUUUUUUCCAUUUGAAGGUUAUUUCACCUGUCCCAUUAAGAAAUGGAAGAGAGAAAAUAAAGAGAGAUAGUGAGAGAGUAGAGUAGGCUAGAAUAUGUAGUGUUGUUACUACUUAUUAGUCACUAUUUUAGUUAUUAUUCCGCUGGACCUGUGCUAUUAUACACCCCUUAGGUGUAGUUCUUGUCCAGCAGUGUGGCCUUUGUACUAUAGUGUAACAAUAUCAUUUACAAAUAGAGCCAUUCUUCACUUCGA